AAUAACACAGGACAAUUUGAUUCUGCCUUUAAAGUUAAUUACUGUACAUAUGGAUGUAAUUAUGCAGUCAAUCUUUAUGCUGAACAUAUUAUAGAUAGUAUACAGGAUCCAACAUCACCAUGGUUGGUUGCAGAUUCACUCUCUAAUACAAGUUUACAGCUAAAAUGGGAUUCAGCAAAUAAUGAUAGAAUCACAUAUCUGAUACAGUGGAAAUACCAAGACAUUGCUAGUCUCUGGACAUAUUAUCAAAUGCCUAAGCCGUUAAAUGAGACAUCAAUCAUUAUAUCAGAUCUUCAUCCAUAUAUGACUUAUCUAUUCCGUGUUGUAUGGGUUGUUACUGUCAAACAUACAUUUCCAUCACCAGCAAGUUUUCCAAUCACAACACUGCCCUCUGGAGUGCCUUCACAAUCUCCGAGUGUGAUUGAAUUAACAAGCCCUAGUCAUAGUACAAUAUAUGUAUCAUGGAAGGAAUUAGACUUCACUAAUGGUCCUCUUAUUCACUAUCGAGUGUCAAUCAUAGACGUCUUAGCUGAACAACAUACGCAAUUUAUCAAAGAUAUAUCACCAAAUCUACUGACAUAUACUUUUACUUCACUCAAGUCACAAACUUUAUAUGAGAUUCACUUAUCUGCAGGGAAUGCUGAUGGACAAGGUCCAAUAACUCUUAUUAACAUGACAACUAUGUCACCACCAAAUGAUACAAAUGAAGCUGCAUUACUUGUAGCAUCUGAUGAUAUUUUAUACUCAGCACUAUAUGAACAGUUAUCAGAAUUCCCUAUACCUAUCAAACAAGUUGUCAACAUUCCUGAUGGGAUUAUUCAAGCAAUAUCUGUGCAUUAUUGGAAAGAUCUGUAUUAUGUCUCUGAUAAUGAUGGUAACAUAUAUGUACAUGUAUCCAUGACGAAUGAAACUAACUUCAUCAUUUAUACUGGAUCUGAUAAUAUCACCUCAUUAUCUGUUGAUUGGCUCAACAAUUUACUGUACUUUGUUGAAAGCUAUCAAAUUUUAAGAUGUGAUUUAUUUGGUGAGAAUGUUGAAAUCCUUCCCAUAAAUUUAACUUCUAUCCCAAGUGAUCUUCUUGUUGAUCCACAUAAUGGGUAA
Molecule: messenger RNA, 1101 nt
Organism: Saccoglossus kowalevskii
Lineage: Eukaryota; Metazoa; Hemichordata; Enteropneusta; Harrimaniidae
Product: proto-oncogene tyrosine-protein kinase ROS-like
Biological process (GO): regulation of TOR signaling; positive regulation of kinase activity; cell surface receptor protein tyrosine kinase signaling pathway
Cellular component (GO): plasma membrane; signaling receptor complex
Molecular function (GO): ATP binding; transmembrane receptor protein tyrosine kinase activity; protein binding
Source: RefSeq, a predicted model, not a curated record